Molecule: messenger RNA, 648 nt
Organism: Cotesia congregata
Lineage: Eukaryota; Metazoa; Arthropoda; Insecta; Hymenoptera; Braconidae
Source: the annotation of a GenBank genome assembly
AUGUUUAAUUGUAAAAGUAACAAAGGACUUGGUCAACUCAUUGUCCGAGCAACAAUUAGUAGACACGAAGCAAACGUUACUGUUGUAGCUGUAGCUGUAACUAUCCGAGGGAAGCUUCUAGACCCAAAAGCAAGGUCUGUCCAACUGUCUAAGCUGCUUCCAAACACCCAAUACCUGAUCUGUGUCCUUGGGCUCGGAAAUUGGAUGACUCCUUUACUGGAAGAUCUUGGAACUAACCAGAACUCGACAGAUGACUUGAUAAAUACGGGAUCUAAACUAGCUCAGAUGAUGGUUAACUUCCCGAUGAGCAGGUGCACUGAAGUUAGAACUCUAGAUGCACCAGACUCUAUAAUUGGGGACACUCCGUCGGAAAGAACUGGCAUAGCCACCAUUUUAACCAGGAGGUUGGGAUUGAUUGUCGGAAGCUGCAUGAGGUUCGUGGUCUUCAUUGUCCUGGUGUCGAUCCUCGGGUAUAUGAAGAUGAAGAAACAGAGGGCGGCUAUGAAGCGCGAACAGCCUCUGGCGCCCAAUCCUCCGGAAUACAUGUCAUAUCGUCACUUUUCGCUCCAGAGUGGGGAUAGGCUGGACAAUAACAAUCCUUGUCCGAGUUUCAUCUCCAGUAUUGGUAAUACCACGCUCAAUACGUAG